This is a messenger RNA of Stylonychia lemnae, 585 nucleotides long. NCBI's taxonomy places the organism in Eukaryota, Ciliophora, Spirotrichea, Sporadotrichida, Oxytrichidae. The record is from the annotation of a GenBank genome assembly.
AUGAACAAAGCUUUAGUUCUUUCCCUCUUCUUGGGAUUAUGUGCUGCUAGUCUCAAUUAAGGUUGGUAUUAUCCAAACAGUGAUGGAUCUUACGAAACAAUCGUCGAUGAAGACUUCGCCGGAUUAGCUUAUUAACUUCAAGCUGAUGCUGGAUAUGGUUCCAUCUACUACACAGAAAACAGCCCAGACGUGCACGCUAAGGUUCAUCUUGCUCACUUCUGGCAUCAAGAAUGGGCAUUCUUCUUCUUUCCAUUUUACUUUGAGCCAUACACCCAAGGCAUCAGCUGGGUUAGACCAGAGUCUGGAGAUAAAUUCCACGUAUAUGCUAAAGGAGAAAAAUACCUUAGACUCUUAGCUUUCGUUACUUUCUAAAAGGAAAAUAUGGAAACAUUUGAGACCUCAAUGGUAGACUACCUUGAAGACGAUAACUAUUCUCCUUAUCCUAAACAACUUGUCUAUGAUGCAGACUAUGUUUAAGAAUAAGAUGACGCAUACUGGAAAUACAAUUUUUCUUAGAAACUCAAGCUAGGAGAUUUCUUGACUAAUGCAAACAAACCUUGGUAUGACUGGAAACAACUUUUCUGA